Messenger RNA from Numida meleagris (helmeted guineafowl), 297 nucleotides. Its product is annotated as homeobox protein DLX-1-like. The record is from RefSeq and is a predicted model, not a curated record. Gene Ontology annotation, biological process: negative regulation of transcription by RNA polymerase II; cell differentiation; embryo development. The transcript has a single exon. NCBI's taxonomy places the organism in Eukaryota, Metazoa, Chordata, Aves, Galliformes, Numididae. Gene Ontology annotation, molecular function: DNA-binding transcription factor activity, RNA polymerase II-specific; RNA polymerase II cis-regulatory region sequence-specific DNA binding. The annotation marks the transcript as partial.
CCCGGCCGGGCCGCGCUGAGCCGUGCCGCGCUGCCGUUGCAGGUGAAGAUCUGGUUCCAGAACAAGCGCUCCAAAUUCAAGAAGCUGAUGAAGCAGGGAGGGGCGGCCCUGGAGAGCAGCGCCCUGAGCAACGGCCGGGCCCUGUCCGGCGGCUCUCCCCCGGUGCCCGCCGUGUGGAACACCUCCUCCGCCUCCGGCAAGGCGUCCUCGGGCAGCGCGGGCACGUACAUCCCCAGCUACACGUCGUGGUACCCCUCGGCCCACCAAGAAGCUAUGCAGCAGCCGCAGCUCAUGUGA